Molecule: messenger RNA, 4844 nt
Organism: Anopheles coustani
Lineage: Eukaryota; Metazoa; Arthropoda; Insecta; Diptera; Culicidae
Product: vascular endothelial growth factor receptor 1-like
Exons: 16
Coding region: 1-4599 (1532 amino acids)
Biological process (GO): positive regulation of kinase activity; cell surface receptor protein tyrosine kinase signaling pathway; multicellular organism development
Cellular component (GO): signaling receptor complex
Molecular function (GO): ATP binding; transmembrane receptor protein tyrosine kinase activity
Source: RefSeq, a predicted model, not a curated record
AUGGACAGAACUGUAAGAGCUGUGAUAUUAGUCAUUACGGGCGUCGGUAUACUGAGCGUGCUCCAGAGUCCGGCGUUAGUUAGUGCUUCCGACGAUGAGCAUGGCGCACCGGAAAUUGAACCUGUCGACGAGACGAUCUUGCUGUCGAAAGGUGCCGACAUGAACUUCACCUGCAGGUCACACGAACCGAUCGAGUGGACACACUACGCCUCGACGCAUAAUUGGGCACCGCCGUACGGAGUGGUUGACCAGUAUGAGGCAGACGAUCCAGAUAAACCGUACGGAGCCGUACUGAUGCUGACGAACGUGUCAGCCGUGACGGUAGGUCGCUACUACUGCGUGCACAAGAAGGCUUACAACGAAGAAGAAGUGGAAGAGCUCGAGGAAGGGCCCGGAGAGCCACGGGAGGACAGGUUGGACGAGCUUGUGGCCAACUACCAGGCCACGUCCGUUUAUGUGUUCGUGAGCGACCCCGAGGAACCACUGGUUCCGAUCGAUCUGCCCGUGUUUCACGUCAACCAGUACGAAAGCUUCAUCCUGCCCUGCAAACCGACGCAUCCAGAAGUCGAGGUUGAGCUGUACAAGGAUCUCGAGGGCGAUUUGAUUGACCAAUAUAAGUUCAGUUUCACGCAAGGAUACGAACUAGAGUUUAACAGGCUGGAGGACGGCGGUUCCUAUUACUGCCAGGCGAAAGGCCAACCCGAGCACCGCAUCCACUUGCAGGUGACGAUCAACGAACACUACGCCAACGACACGGCCAAUGCCACGGUUGCCGGGAGUAGCUCCCCUCGUUAUGACCUCACAACCGAAGACCGCCACACGACUCCACCGAGUAUCGCCAAUGUCUAUCCUCAUAGCGAGAACUCGUCACAUCUUCCAUUGCCUUAUCCACCCGUUUCCGAAUACUUGUUGAAGCCCACCAUUCACAGCGACACGAAAGAUCAUGUACCGCUCGGGAAGCGCAUAAGGCUGGUGUGCCGAGUGAACAUCCGUACUGGAGUUCGGUUCACGAUGGAAUGGGAGACUCCGGCGCCACAGUUGCAGGAUAACCGGAUCGAUAUUAGACCGGUAAAGAUGGAACCGGUGGAAAAUGUCGAUCAUCGUGAGUACGGUUCUCGGGAGCUGAUCAUCGAAAAAGCAACGGCUGCCGACGACGGAACUUAUAAGUGCGUGGUAAAAGAUCAUAACGACCAUACGAGCAGCCACAGCUUCAAACUGAACGUGAGGAAAACACCCGAGGACUAUGUGUUUCUGCGCGAGGAAAACAACCUCAACGAUAUCAACGUGAGACGGACGCCCAAUGGACGCAUAUCACCGAUUAACAUCGUUAUCGAGUACCGGUCGUUUCCAGCCAACAUCUCCUACUACUGGUCAAAGGACUAUGCAUUGGAGAUUUCAGAGGAGAACAUCGGCAUGUUUAAGGGCAAGUACGAAGUCAACCGUACAGAUUCGUACGUUAAGCUGAAGAUCAACAGUCCGAUGGUUGAAGACACGGCAAACUACACGCUACACGUUAUGGCCGGUAACGCAGAAAAUACGCGGCGUAUGGGUGUUUACGUUCACGAUAAACCGAUUGUCUCGAUGAAUAGUAUGUUUGUCAAAUCGGGCGAAGACGUAACAUUCAAAUGCCGUGCCAUCGGCUAUCCACGUCCAGACAUUUCUUUUAUGUUUGUCCCGUGUCUCGAGUCGCCGUGGAAAAACUGCUCCAUUGAUGCCAGAAAGAAAAGUAGCAGUUGGGAUUCACCGAGCCCGGAUAGCGUUUCGGAGCGAACUGCAAGAACGCAACCAAGUGGAACGGGCGAAUCGGUAGUCGCCAAAUCCCGUACGUACUCCCUUAAUGCUAAUCAGCCCGGAGUUGUGUACUGUAGGGCCUCCAACUCGGAGGGUGAUGUAUUUACGCAGGCAGAUCUGCUCGUCAGCCCCAUGGAGGACGCGGUCACAAUGAAACAGGUACGCCCAACGACUUCGGAGGUCACCGUUGGCGAUCAGUUGAUGAUCAUUUGCUCGGCACUCGUGUACAAUCACACCAACGAGAUCACGCUCGAGCUCAACGGCCGCGAUUUACAAGAGUCGGACGGUGUGAAAAUGGUGUACUCCGGUGAGUUGUAUGCCUGGCAGGCUCAGCUCACGAUCGAUCACGCAGCGCACGAGCACUCCGGGGAUCUGUACUGCAAGGUGAAGACUAUGGAGAACAACUUCGAAACCAGGGUGUUCCAUCUGGAGGUGCUCAAUCCGGUGGCUCCGCAGCUACUGUCGGGAAAAUCGAACGAAAGCAUCUCGGUUGACCUCCACGAUGCACUCCAGCUGGAGUGUGACAUCGUCGGUACACCGAAACCAACCAUCGUUUGGAUGAAGGACGAUGCACCGAUUGUGUUGGAAGAAAAUAGCAACCGGGUGCAGCUAACAAACACGACGCUGACCUUUGAGUACCUCAAGAACGAAGAUUACGGUACAUAUGAGUGCCGAGCGGAGAAUAAAAUGGGCACGAUCGAGAAGUACUGGAAGGUGGAUAUGCGCAGUACCGUUGUAAGAAAAUCUUUGCUUUACGCAACCGUGGGCCUACUAUUGCUGCUAAUCAUUGCGAUCGUGCUGGUAUCACUGUUCUACUGCAAGAAAAAGAAGGAAGUGAAGGCCAUGAAGGAGGCCGGAAUCGUGAACUUCGAGGAGGGUAACCUUGGUGUUUACAACCCCGAUCUGGCACUGGACGAACAGGCGGAUCUACUACCGUACAACGCGGAGUACGAGUUUCCGAAGGAUCGCCUCAAGCUCGGCAAACAGUUGGGAACCGGUGCGUUCGGUGUAGUGAUGAAGGCCACCGCUACCCGCAUAAUGGUGAACGAGGACGAAACAACCGUCGCGGUGAAGAUGGUUAAGAAGCAAACCGACAAUGAAGUGAUGCGAGCCUUGGUUUCCGAGCUCAAGAUCAUGGUUCACCUGGGACAGCACCUUAACGUGGUGAACCUACUUGGAGCGGUUACGAAAAACAUUGCCAAACGUGAACUUAUGGUGAUUGUGGAAUACUGUCGAUUCGGUAACAUACAAAACUUCCUUCUGAAACACCGUCCCUACUUUAUCGACCAGAUAAACCAGGAAACGGGGGAAAUUGAUUCCUCCAUCGAUAAAAAUCAGUUGCGCUGGUCAAAAUGUGGCUACCAAUACAACAGUCAGGGCUUGAAAUAUGUAAAUCUUUCGUUUUCCACCAACAAUGUUAAUCAUCAUCCGCUCCAACAUCCGCCCGCUUUCUACCAUAAUCACAUCGACAGCGGAUCGACCCAGCAAUACGUCGACCCGAAGAAGCAUCUGAACUCGAAGGGCUACGUGCGCCACUCGGGACUACAGAACAUGGCUAUGGUGGACAGUUGCAACACGGAGGUGACCGCAAUGACGUCGGUGGAAGUGGAAGAUCUGAACACUGCCAAUUCGAACGAACCCCUGUGGCGGUCUAAUUACGGCAUGGAUUACAAGGGUCCUGCUCGAUCCGUCAACACGACCGAUCUGGUCUGUUGGGCGUCACAGAUCGCAAGCGGAAUGGAAUACCUUGCCUCGCGGAAGGUCCUGCACGGUGAUCUGGCCGCCCGUAAUAUCCUGCUGUGCGAUGACAAUGUGGUAAAGAUUUGCGACUUUGGACUGGCCCGGUCGAUGUACAAGAGUGAUAACUACAAGAAGAAGGGCGAGGCGCCACUACCCUUCAAGUGGCUCGCUCUGGAGUGCAUCAGCGACAACGUGUUCAGCACGUAUUCGGACGUCUGGGCGUACGGAAUCGUGCUGUGGGAACUGUUCUCACUCGGGAAGGUGCCGUACCCGGGCAUGGAGGCAAACCAGGAGCUAUACAACAAACUGCGGGAUGGGUACCGGAUGGAUAAGCCACAGUAUUCGAAUCAGGAUAUCUAUGACAUCAUGCUGAACUGUUGGAACGUGAAGCCUGAUUCGCGUCCAUCGUUUAAGGAUCUGAAGAGCCGUUUCAACGCAAUGCUGCCCGACGAACUGCGGGAUCAUUACAUGGAACUAAACGAACCUUACCUGCAGAUGAACGCAGAGAAAGUUGAACGUGGUGAUACCGACUACCUAGCCAAUCUGGGUCCUCCGGAAGAGCCAGCUCCAACAGCACCAAACUACGUGAAUGGCAUUAUUUUACCGUUACCACCAAUUUCAGAAAUAAGAAAUGAAAAAGAUUACCUAAAAAUGUCCCCCACCAAAUCGGACUCGGACGAGGACCAUUUCGAUUUCACGAGGUUCAACAGCGAGCGCCAUUCGCCCACCAUUCGCAACAAUCUCGACACUAGUCCACCGAACGGUAGCAAACGGCACAAAAAGCGUGGCCUCCCGGAAGAGAUACCAAUGCUGGAGGGGGGAGGCGGGGCGAAUCGGCUCUCAGCGGUGGCCAACGGAUUCAACUCCGACUCAGAAACGGAAGCCACCGUAGGCCCAAAGCCGCGGGAACGUACCAGCAAGCACAAUCCCGAGCCGGAGUAUAUGAACGUGAAGAACCACAAAUUUGGCGCUCGGGCGGGUAACGACGAGCCGACGGGUGCCAACCACGAAGCGAUCAGUAAUCCCGGAUACAUUGCAUUAAGUAUGGUCGACGAGAAACGCUGCUAGUAGUUAGAAGUAUAUUUACUUAAAAGGACAGAUCGAAGCAUGACGCGCUCCAAAAUAGUCCACAUGACUUUCGAACGAUAACGUCGUGCCUGGUGUAGUAAUGAGACUAUUUUUGUAUGGAUGUUUCAGCUGUGUGUAGUAUUUGUAUGUGUAAAUAAUUUAUAUCCGGACAAUGCUUUGAGCUUUUUUCAAUUCGUUAAGCAAUGGCCCAUGCGCGUAGAACAAAAAAGCAACUUCCAACAAUG